Molecule: messenger RNA, 2436 nt
Organism: Saccharomyces eubayanus
Lineage: Eukaryota; Fungi; Ascomycota; Saccharomycetes; Saccharomycetales; Saccharomycetaceae
Gene: RPH1
Product: Rph1p
Exons: 1
Coding region: 1-2436 (811 amino acids)
Biological process (GO): chromatin remodeling
Cellular component (GO): nucleus
Molecular function (GO): histone H3K9 demethylase activity; histone H3K36 demethylase activity
Source: RefSeq, a predicted model, not a curated record
AUGACUAAACCAAUCGCUCCUUCAGAGGUCGUGGGCGGAAUACCCGUCUUCAAGCCCACGUACGAGCAAUUCGAAGAUUUCUAUUCAUAUUGCAAGGCGAUAAACAAAUACGGUAUGAAAAGCGGUGUGGUGAAAGUUAUUCCGCCGCCAGAGUGGAAGAAGAAGUUGGAUUUGCCCCAUUCUGCGGAGACUUUACAGAAAAUCAAAAUUAGAUCGCCCAUUCAGCAACAUAUAUCCGGGAAUAAAGGCCUGUUCAUGGUACAGAACGUGGAGAAGAACAAGACGUAUAAUAUCAUACAAUGGAAAGACCUAUCGAAGGAUUACGUGCCUCCAGAGGACCCUAAAUCGAGACGGGACUCUAGGAAGAAUUCUGUCUCAAAGUCUUCCAAAUUGAAACUGAAGAAUUUUGAGUCCUCUUUCAACAUCGACGAUUUUGAACAAUUCAAAACGGAAAACACGGUAGACUUAUCUGAUUUUGAAAAUCCAGAAAGGUUGAAGUUUUUGGAAGAGUAUUACUGGAAAACGCUAAACUUUACAACGCCCAUGUACGGCGCGGAUACUCCGGGAUCCAUAUUUCCUGAAAACCUAGACGUUUGGAACGUGGCCAAGCUACCGAACAUCUUAGACCAUAUGGAAACAAAGGUCCCUGGUGUAAACGACUCCUACCUCUACGCUGGCCUAUGGAAGGCCUCUUUUUCUUGGCACUUGGAGGACCAAGACUUAUAUUCCAUAAACUACAUCCAUUUUGGCGCCCCAAAACAAUGGUAUUCGAUACCUCAGGAAGACAAAUUCAAAUUUUACAAGUUUAUGCAGGAACAAUUUCCUGAGGAAGCCAAGAACUGUCCCGAAUUUCUAAGACAUAAAAUGUUUUUGGCGUCCCCCAAACUCCUGCACGAAAACGGUAUACGAUGCAACGAAAUAGUUCAUCAUGCAGGCGAGUUUAUGAUUACCUACCCAUAUGGUUAUCAUGCAGGGUUCAAUUACGGCUACAACCUAGCCGAAUCGGUGAACUUCGCUCUAGAAGAGUGGCUGCCGAUCGGAAAGAAAGCUGGGAAAUGCAAUUGUAUUUCCGACUCAGUGGAGAUAGAUGUUAAAAAAUUGGCCAAAUCUUGGAAAGACCAUGAUAAUAAGGACCCGAAAGAUGCACUCCCUCUCAAUCAAUUACCAAACCCUGCUCUUCCCUUGCCUCACAGGCCAACACUAAAGGAAAUGGAGAAUAGUUCACUUCGAUCCACAAGCCCAGAUGUCGGUCAUUUUUCAAGUUUCAAAACAAAGAGUUCGGGUGUUUCUUCACCACUACUAUCACGUAUGAAAGACUAUUCCAAUAUCGUCGAACCCACGCUAGAAGACCCGACUUUGAAACUGAAAAGGAUUUCAUCUUUUCAGGAAUUGCCUUCAACCAAAAUACUGAAAAGAGAAACUUCACAAUUGCUCACAGACAACGAAGACAGUAUAGUGGCCAUGAGCUUGACUUCAAUGGCGAAUAGCGCCGCGUCUUCUCCAAGAUUACCAUUGUCAAGAUUGAAUUCAUCCAAUGAGCUUUCGAAUACCCAACCACUACUUGACAUGACUAAUAACACUCUUGCAUUCCCACGACCUAAUGGGCCGUCCGGUUUAAAUCCUUUAUUAUAUAUUUCCAACAAGAACGUGAACGGAAUUUCCCAUUCUGCACCCCAUUCCCCAGUGAAUCCCAAUAUAUCAUUAAUAAAGAGAGUCAAGUCUCCCAACAUUGUAACAUUAAAUAUAUCCAGAGAGUCGUCCAGAAGCCCUAUAUCAUUGAAUUCCGAGGUAAGGCAACAACUGCAACAACAACAACAACAACAACAACAACAACAACAACAACAACAGCAUUCGCAACUACAUUCAUUCUCAACCCCAUCCACCGUGUCAAAUCUAUCCAAUUGUGUGCUUGGGCCAUUAACUGACCCAAGUGACAUAAAAAUACCGCAUCCUGAAAGGUCAUUCCAUCGCCCAACGAAUAGAAUGCUCAAAAAGGAACUGUCAACAGAGAGGUCGAGGUCCAAUCCUUUACUUCUAAAGGUUGCAUCCAUGUGUGAAGAAGAGACGUUCACCAGUGAAAACAUCGAUUCGGACAGGGAACCAUCCUCCCCUCUACAAACUUCUAAAUUUGCUCCCGAGGAAAUUGUACUAUCAGGUAAAAACAAGAUUUACGUUUGUAAAGAGUGCCAGAGAAAGUUUUCUUCUGGUCAUCAUCUCACCAGGCACAAAAAAUCAGUUCACUCUGGGGAGAAGCCUCACUCCUGCCCCAAAUGUGGCAAAAGAUUCAAGAGAAGAGAUCAUGUCCUGCAGCAUUUGAACAAGAAAAUACCUUGUGUUCCAAACGACACGUCUGUAGUGGCCCCUCUCUUGAACCCUACUGUGCAACCGCAGGAUGAGAAGACGGCCAUUAAUCAACAAAGUACAUCUUUAAACUGA